This is a messenger RNA of Ornithodoros turicata, 3906 nucleotides long. RefSeq lists its product as uncharacterized. NCBI's taxonomy places the organism in Eukaryota, Metazoa, Arthropoda, Arachnida, Ixodida, Argasidae. The transcript is spliced from 2 exons. Gene Ontology annotation, molecular function: zinc ion binding; nucleic acid binding. The record is from RefSeq and is a predicted model, not a curated record. The coding region runs from base 1 to 3906 and encodes 1301 amino acids. Gene Ontology annotation, biological process: DNA integration.
AUGUCCCUGGAAUCAAGCUUUAUGUCAUCAUCGUCUAUCUCAUCGAUCGCCGGACUUCGGCAACCAGCCCAGUUCAACUUCAUCGACGUCACGGACUGGCCUGCCUGGAGGGACGAGUUUGAAGACUACCUCUAUGCGUCCAGAACUCAAGAUAAACCAGGAGAAGUUAAGGUCAGGACAUUGCUUUACUGCAUGGGAAGAAAAGCGCGUGAAAUUUUACGAACCUUCAACCUAUCUGAGGAAGAGACAAAAAAUUACGCGAUUGUUCUUGAAAAAUUCAAUGCACAUUUUACUCAUUCACGAAACACCGUUUACGAGACUGCAAACUUCAGCCGACGGCAGCAGAAUCUUGGCGAAACCGUAGACGCGUACCUCGUAGAGCUGCACAAGUUGGCAGAAAAAUGUGACUUUGGCCUAAUGAAAGAACGGAUGAUACGAGACAGGUUCGUUGUUGGCCUAAUAGAUACUAAGCUGUCACAGUCGCUUCAAAUGGAUUCUUCUUUAACCCUUCAAUCGGCUGUAACGAAGGCCCGCCUAAAAGAAGCGGUUGUGAAGCAGCAAAGCGAGUUGGGGAAAAAAGACCUGGUUGCCGACACCGUGGGUUGUGACUGCAGAUGUUCAAAGCCAGCCCUUACUGAAGAAUUCGCAACAGAUCUUGUUAGCCGUCAGGAGAAGAGAAAUCGCCGCGGUGUUGACUCACGCCAUUCAUGCGCCCACUGCAGAUAUCGGCACCCACAAAGGCCCUGUCCCGCACGCAACAAAGAAUGUUUGAAAUGCGGCAGAGUCGGUCAUUUUGCAAAAAUGUGCCAUACUAGCCUCCCACAGUGGAAAAAACCGGAGCCCAGAGACUAUUGCAGGAAUUUUGUAUCCGAGGUCACACUGCCCGAGAAUGAUUUCUUCCUCGGUACGGUAGCAAAGCUGACUCCAGCUCCCGUAACCAGAGAAGUAGAAGUCAGAGUCAAUGAUGUUCCUCUGCUAGCAAAGAUUGAUUCUGGCGCUGACGUCACUGUUGUCGGGUCUGCAUUCCCAGGGUUGCCAGACCUUCUUGAACCGCCAGACACACUGAAAGGACCAAGUGGAACUACGCUCAACGUUCUUGGGAAGUUCAGAGCAGUAAUCCAAUGGAAAAAGAAGACUACGUCCCAAAUGGUAUAUGUCGUGCACGGUCUAAGAAAGCCCCUCUUGGGGUUGCCAGCAUUACUUGACUUAGAGAUCAUACGUUUUUUGAACGAAGUGGAAGUCGGAGAAGAUCACUGGUCUACUCGCAAGUUUCCCGAGCUGUUCCGAAGUCUAGGCAAAAUUCCCGGGGAAUACGUCAUUCGAUUACAAGAAAACUAUUGGUGUGCACCAAUUGUUCUUGUGAAAAAGCCAUCGGGGAAAAUCAGGAUCUGUGUUGAUUUGACGAAGCUCAACGAAUGCGUUAAGCGAGAAAGGUUGAUCUUGCCAACCGUAGAAGAGGUCUUGGGCAGCAUUGGCCCCGCCAGGUUUUUCACGAAGCUGGAUGCUAAUUCCGGGUUUUAUCAGAUUAUGCUCUCAGAAAAGAGUCAAGAGCUCACAACUUUCAUAACGCCGUUCGGACGUUAUUGUUUCCAACGCCUUCCCUUCGGGAUCACUUCAGCACCAGAGGUCUUUCAAAGGAAAAUUGCGCAAGUGCUUGACGACAUACCAGGAGUCCUGAACUUAAUGGAUGACAUCCUUAUUUAUGGAGACAACAGAGAAGAACACGACCGGAGACUAAAUGCAGUCUUACAGCGCCUGUCUGACAAUAACGUCACCCUGAAUCUCGAGAAAUGCAAAUUCUUUGUGGAGAAGAUUUCGUUCUUGGGAGUUCUCAUUGACCAGCACGGAAUUUACCCGGACCCCAGAAGAGUAGAAGCGUUGACAGCUCUAGAACCUCCUCAAAACGUUUCGAACUUGCGUCGUAUUCUAGGGAUGUUCAACCAUGUUGGAAGGUUCAUCCCUAACAUGUCAACAUUAUCAGCACCUCUGCGCGAACUUCUUGUGAAGAACGUUGACUGGUAUUGGGGAAACGGCCAACAGGAUGCUUUUCAACGUCUAAAGGCCUCCAUCUCUUCUGGAAUUUGUAUGGCCAAGUACAACCCUAAUCUCCCGACGAUACUGUCAGCGGAUGCCUCAUCCUACGGGCUUGGAGCCGUGCUACUGCAAGUCCAGCAACCUGGGGACCGUAAGCCAGUAGCGUACGCGUCGCGAUCACUAAACAGCGCCGAAACUCGUUAUUCUCAAAUGGAGAAAGAGGCUUUAGCCUUAACCUGGGCCGCGGAGAAGUUUGACGAAUAUAUCUGUGGUCUGCGCUGUACCUUCGAAACUGAUCACAAACCGCUUGUCUCCCUCCUCGGUCUCCAGCACCUGGAUCAGCUACCACUAAGAAUUCAAAGGUUUCGGCUGAGGCUAAUGAGAUACGAUUACAACGUCACCUAUGUACCCGGUGCGUCCAUGACAAUAGCCGACGCUCUUUCGCGUUCUCCGCUGAAGGACACCACGUCAUCCCUUACUGCCGAUGAAGUUUCGGCAUUCGUACGUGGAGGAAUCGAGGCGAUCCCGGACUCCGACAAAUUGCUAGACCAUAUCCGGGAAUUUCAGAAAAAAGAUGAAGUGUGCAGCACACUAAGAGAGUAUUGCAAAACGGGACGGCCCCCCAAAGGGCGAAUUAACCAGGCACUACGUCCUUAUUAUGAACAAAUGGCAAAACUCUCAGUGUGUGAAGACGUCCUACUGUGCGGCCAGCGUAUCGUAAUUCCCAUGUCUCUGCGAGAAGAAAUUCUGGGUCGCAUACACGAGGGACACCAAGGCAUUGUUAGAUGCAGACAGAAAGCGAAGGAGUCUAUCUGGUGGCCGGGUAUCAGCAAGGAGCUGGCGGACCUUGUUAGAGCCUGUUCCGUCUGCGAGGAGUACAGACUUCAGCCGUCAGAACCCAUGAUCCCAACGGAGACACCUCCCCUCCCAUGGGACAAGGUCGGAGUGGAUCUAUUUCACCUAGGGGGAAUCGAAUACGUCCUGGCAGUGGACUAUCGGUCCAGAUACCCAGAAGUGCUACCUCUGUCGAAUGAUUGGUCUUCACGAGCUGUCAUUUUACGCUUAAAAAGCAUCUUCGCGAGGCACGGCAUUCCCCGAGAAGUGGUAACGGACAACGGUCCUCAGUUUGCAAGUGAAGAAUUCAGGAACUUUGGACGAUAUUAUGGAUUUAAGCACACCACAUCUAGUUCCUAUUUCCCACAAUCUAACGGACAAGCGGAAAGAACUGUCAGGACUGUUAAACGCCUCAUUCAAAUGUCCGAGGACCCCUAUCUGGCGUUGCUCAAUUACAGGAAUACACCUGGACCUUCUGGGGAAAGCCCAACACAGCUUCUGAUGGGACGACGCUUGAGGAGCAGGGUACCACUUCUUCCUCAACAGCUGAAACCUGAUUCUCAGCACUAUGGGUGGAAAGACCGAGACACCUACGAAAAGAAGAAACAGAAGACGAACUUUGACCGGAGACAUCGCGCUCAUACUUUGCCGCCUCUUCAGAAGGGGGAAUCCGUCUGGCUACCACAGCUGAAAAUACAAGGAACUAUCGUGGAUAACGAUCGCGCUCCGCGGUCCUAUUGGGUGCAGACUAACAAGGGUCUGCUACGUCGAAACCGCAGACAUCUGAUACGCAGGGCUAACACCCCUUCAGGAGAGGGGCUCUCACAACAAGAUUCUACGCUGGACAUCGAGGUUCCCGAAACACCGAUUCCUGUGGGGACUGCCAGAGAAGACUUGGAAGAUGAGGUCGAUCAACGGUCCAAAGAUGAUGAUCCUGGCCCGAGGGUAGAUGCCCAGGCUUACGGACAACCGUCCCUGACAACAUCUCGAUAUGGAAGGGUAUCCAAGCCUCCAGACAGAUAUGGUUACCCAGUAUAG